Messenger RNA from Notothenia coriiceps (black rockcod), 1685 nucleotides. It is a transcript of the gene grhl1, whose product is annotated as grainyhead-like transcription factor 1. The record is from RefSeq and is a predicted model, not a curated record. NCBI's taxonomy places the organism in Eukaryota, Metazoa, Chordata, Actinopteri, Perciformes, Nototheniidae. The transcript is spliced from 11 exons. The coding region runs from base 164 to 1648 and encodes 494 amino acids. Gene Ontology annotation, molecular function: RNA polymerase II cis-regulatory region sequence-specific DNA binding; DNA-binding transcription activator activity, RNA polymerase II-specific. Gene Ontology annotation, cellular component: nucleus. Gene Ontology annotation, biological process: regulation of transcription by RNA polymerase II.
AUUGCCCAAAAAAGCGAGAAAAGCCGACAAAACCCGUUCUCUCACUAGGGAAACCUUGUUUAUUGCCGCGGCCCUCAUACAGUGUUAGCGGCGCAGUUUUCCACCCAAAGAAGACGGAUCGGAUUUUCAGUACCAACUAGAAAGUCCAGUUCGACCGACCGAGAUGUCACAGGAGCAUGACAAUAAGCGUGCGGUCCUGGUUCUCCAGAACGAGCCGGGUUAUGGCGGGCAGCGUCGCUCCUUCACCACAGAAGAUGAAGCCUGGAAAUCCUUUCUGGAGAACCCGCUGACGGCCGCCACCAAGGCCAUGAUGAGCAUCAACGGAGACGAGGACAGCGCCGCAGCUCUGGGCCUGCUCUACGACUACUACAAGGUGCCCAGGGAGAAGAGAACAAUAACCCAGAACAAGCCAGAAGCACUGGUCUGUGAUGUGGAUCCUAACAAAAGACACCAGAUCCAGGCCGGACACUCCAUUGCGCCACAUCACGAAGGGGGGAUGGAGAACAGGAUCCAGGUCCUCAAGGGCCCCUUUAAUAUUCUCCAGCUGGCCCCGGACAAGAGAUCCCAGUUCCCCUCCCCAGACACAACCGUCACGGUUUCUGUCGCUGUGCCGAACUACCCGUCCGUCAAGACAGAGGUGCCCUCCCACGGCUUCUCAGUGACCGUGCCAAACAACUGUCCCGAAACCGACGUCUUUGACCGCCAGCUCAACCACAACACGGUACAGUUCAGCCCCAGCACCCAGUCCCGCACGCCCCCCGACUCCACCUACUCCGAGAGUUACAAGGAUGGUUCCCAGGAGGUGUUUUCUUUCCCAGGGGAUCUCCAGUUACGCAUGUCCUCCAUGGCGCCUGAGGACUACACUCAGUUUAACACUGUGCCGGGGAACAACUUCGAAUACACCCUUGAGGCGUCCAAGUCUCUGCGUCAGAAGACAGGAGACGGGACGAUGACGUACCUCAACAAGGGCCAGUUUUACCCCAUCACCCUCAGGGAGGUUAACAACAAAGGAAUGCGGCAACCCAUCACCAAAGUCAGGAGUGUAGUGAUGGUGGUGUUUGGAGAGGAGAAGUGCAGAGAUGAUCAGCUUAAGCACUGGAAGUACUGGCACUCCAGACAGCACACUGCCAAACAGAGGUGUCUAGACAUUGCUGACUACAAGGAGAGCUUCAACACCAUUGGCAACAUCGAGGAGAUUUCCUUCAAUGCCAUUUCCUUCACCUGGGACACCAACGAGGAGGCCAAAAUCUUCAUCUCCGUCAACUGUCUGAGCACCGACUUCUCCUCCCAGAAGGGCGUGAAGGGUCUUCCUCUGAACAUCCAGAUUGACACCUACAGCUACAACAACCGCAGCAACAAGCCCAUCCACCGCGCCUUCUGCCAGAUCAAAGUCUUCUGUGACAAGGGGGCCGAGAGGAAGAUCCGAGACGAGGAGAGGAAGCAGUCCCGCCGGAAAGGGAAGGUCCCAGAUCUCAACCCCAGCCUGGCCUUUGUGGAUGUUAAAGGUCCCAUCCUCCAGAAACGCAACGAUAUGACCAUCUUCAAGAUGCUGAACGACCACGAGACGCAGCCUGUCCUCUUCAUCCCUGACGUUCAUUUCUCCACCUUCCAGCGCCAUGUGAGUGCCAGUCACAUUACACAUUACUAACUCUAGCACAUCUCACCAGUCAUUUUUUACCAUCAAC